AAAGACCCUCAAGCUGAUGCCAAAUAAAACUUUGUGGCUUUGCGUGGCAUUUAUAACUUUACCAGCAAAGCGCCACACGCAAAAGGUCUGCCACAAUGAACGCCAAGAAAACAAUUUUGUUCUGCUUUUUUUUACUCGUCAAAAUUGCUGUGGAUUUAUUAGGUUUUAUGUUUCUACAUGAAAGCUCGAAUUUGGACGAAACAAAAUAACCGGCUGAUAAUCAAAACGCGCAAAAUAAUGGGAGUUUGCCAUCUGUUCGCUUCGCGCUGCAGCUUUAACGAUCCAUGUGACAUGCCUUGUGCAUUUUCAUACAAUUCAUCUUAUCUGUCAAAGCGAAUCUGCUACGCAAAGCGAAACAAACGUUUUAUGUAUGUGGCAUCAGCUUCAAUGUACUGGAACUGACAGUUUUCAAAAAACAUCGAUACAUCUACAAUUAAUACAUCGUGUGGAAAAGUUUUGAUUUAUCGAAACAAAACAUCGAUAUUUUCGAUGAAUCAAUGAUUUUCCGACGUCCCCAGCUGUUUUUUCUUGAAAAAAUACGCAGAAAAAGUUAAACAAAUUUAUAAAAUUUGUGUAAACAAACAUAGUAUGCAGGUAUGGACGCAGUAAGUGAAUUGCAUUUCGAUUUCCUUUGUAGAGCUUGCAUGCAUGAAGUGGCUGAUGCGGCCGCAGUUACCUCUACAGUUGAACUAACUGCCGAGCAACCUGAGCAACAGUGGAAACCCAUCUUUGAUAUAGUCGCAGACUGCGGAAACAUGCGCAUAAUUGAAUUACUAGCUAGCACUACCCCGUGUCUGGAAGUCAACCUCAGUGACGAAUUACCAAACAAAAUGUGCCGAGGAUGUUUGGAGCAAUUAGUGAGCGUCUAUCGUUUCCAGCAGAUGUGCAUGCAAUCAGAUCAGGAAAUGCGCAAAGUACUAGCUAAAAAAUAUCCAGAUGUAAAACUGAUAACAGAGGAUAAAGUGAUGACGACAGAGGUUUCAAUGAUAGAAGCAAUUGUAGAAGUCAGAGAUGAUGAAAUUGGGAGUGAGCCUGUAACUACUGCACCUGAUGAGCCACUUACGGGCGCUAAUGACCCGCUACAAAGCAUUUGCGAAUCACGGACAACUUGUAAAGACGAUACUCCAAGCCGUGUUUGUGAAUACCUCAAAAUGGAGCUAAGUGAUGAAGAUAUAUGCACUGAUCACUAUAGUACACACGAAACAAUGCUAGAUUUGAAGUCUGUAACUGGAGACCUACGUACGAAAAUCGAAACGGGGCCACGAGCAGCAGUCCAAGACAAGUCAACAACGAGUGUGGAGGGUUCAAGCAAGGAAGAUUUAGACGGAGAUCGGACAGGCGAUAAGCCUAAACUGAGAGCAAGAAAAGGCAGAAACCUUUUAAAGACUGAUGUGAAAGUUAAAGUUAAUUUGAACAAAUCUAGAAAAGUUCGGUGUGAACAAGCAAAAGAAGCGUCAUCCACACAUACCUGUAACCUGUGUAAUAAAACGUUUUCAUCCCGCCGAUUUCUACAAAGACACCUAAAAAGGCAUAUAAAAUGGGAGGAGCGAAAAAAAUUGCCCCCUCAGCCAAUGAAUACUGACCAGCAUUAUCAACUUGCAUGUGAUAUUUGCAACCGGAGAUUCAACAAACCUGAAGGAUUAUACAAACAUAGGCUGACACAUGAUGAGAAAGCUGAAGCAGAGGGAAAAAAUCCCAGUUAUUCAUGUGACUUGUGUGAAAAGCAAUACCUUUCACAGCGUACUCUGACGAGACAUAAACGACAACGGCAUUUUGAAAAAACCCCACAGACGGACAUAAAGCUGUAUGUUUGCGAAUUUUGCAAUAAAAGCUUUCAACAAUCUGGCACUUUAAAGGAUCACUUACGCACACAUACCGGAGAGCAGCCGUUCUUGUGUUCGGAGUGUGGGAAAGCAUUUAACAGUUCAAGCAAUAUGAAACAGCAUCUCUUACGGCACACUGGUGUUAAACGGUAUGAAUGUCCUGACUGUCCCAAGAAAUUUCCAUGUCUCAGCGACUUGGCUUCACACAAAGCCGUGCAUCUUCAGAUAAAGCGAAAUAUUUGUGAUAUUUGUGGUGCUGCAUUUGGUAAACCGUAUCAGUUAAAGAAACAUAAAAUGUAUCAUAAUGGCGAUAAACCAUACAAAUGUGAAUACUGCGAGAAGUGCUUCGUUUGUAUGGAUCAUCAACGGCGUCAUAUGCGUACUCAUACCGGCGAAAAGCCCUACAAAUGCAAUUACUGUGAACGCGCUUUUGCCCAAAGUAACGAUCUAAUCAAACAUUUGCGAAAUCACCUCGGUGAAAAUGUUUAUAAAUGUGAGUUGUGUCCGAGCGCUUUCCGACUGGCUACUGAGCUGCGCGUACACUUUGCUUUACAUAAGAAUGAUAAUGAAGAGACGCGUACGCGAAAUAUGCUCGCACUCAGAGAAGAUGAGGCAAGAUUGCGAUUAAAUUUAACAACAAAACAAGGACUGCUGCCUAAAAUGGCUUCGCGGGCCAAUAUCAAGGUGAAACCAGGACUUGUUCUUGAUUAAGCUUAUGGCUUGUCGGAAUAGAUUUCCAAUCCAUAUUUCAAACAAUCUUAAAGUGUCUGUAACGCGCAUUUCGGUGAGGGGUAGAGCGAAUGAAGUCGUCUGUUAGUUUCAAUCGGAAGGCGAGUGGAUAACUAGUUCUAAACUAUGAAAAAAACGUUUAUCUAGGGUUCAAAGAUCGCCCAGUCCAUAGGGAUAUCAAUAGAUGUAUUGAAUAAAUCCUAUAAUAUAUUUUAGUUACUGCUAUGACAAUUAUAAAGAUACCAAUUAAUUUUGCAGACGUUGCGCAAGAUAUUGCAUGGAAGACUAUGCAAAAACAUAUGCUAGUUUCCUAAGCAAAGGGAUUCUAAUUUAACAAAGCUGAUAAUGUAAAAAAAAACGUACACAUAUGUAUGUAAAUACGUAAAUAUGUAUGUAUGUGUAGUGUUUAUUUGUGACAUUUUUAUAAAACAACUUAAAUGGUAUUAGAAUGUUCGACUUUGGACUAAAAUAUGUCGCCCUUAAAAAGUUGCAUCUCUUAUUAGGGCAUCUUAAACCCCGCUUAUGGCUAUCUAAUCGUUAAAACAUUGUUUGGGAACCGAAUGAAAUAUUGCUUUAAACACAAAAUGGCCAACUUAUCUGGAGAAGUUGUUUUAUUAAAACACUACAGUAUACGCGAUUUUAUCUUAAGCGACAAAAAGUAAAUUUUAUACGACAGUUUUUUUUAACUCUCCCUUAAACAGUGCAACAAUUUUUAUGGAUUUUAUUGUUUAAAGGUAAAAUGGCGCUUACGAUAUUUUUCCUGAACAUGCUGAGAGGUAAGUUAUAAAAAAAUUGGCGCUUGCGAUAGCUUUUAUGUUGUAUAAUCGGUACUUUAAGGAUAGUUUGAAAAACUUAAUUUUAAGUCAAUUAAAUAUAAACACUGCCAAUCCGCAGAAUAAGCUGAACAUAUUUAAAGCUAAAUGUCUAAAAUGAUGAGGUAAAGAAGCUGAUUUUGAAGCAUUCAGUUGUUGCAUCUGCCGAUGGAACUUCGGUU
This is a messenger RNA of Rhagoletis zephyria (snowberry fruit fly), 3546 nucleotides long. Its product is annotated as zinc finger protein 708-like. The record is from RefSeq and is a predicted model, not a curated record. Gene Ontology annotation, cellular component: nucleus. Gene Ontology annotation, molecular function: zinc ion binding; RNA polymerase II cis-regulatory region sequence-specific DNA binding; DNA-binding transcription activator activity, RNA polymerase II-specific. Gene Ontology annotation, biological process: regulation of transcription by RNA polymerase II. Lineage: Eukaryota; Metazoa; Arthropoda; Insecta; Diptera; Tephritidae.